Messenger RNA from Ipomoea nil (Japanese morning glory), 1145 nucleotides. RefSeq names its product nudix hydrolase 16, mitochondrial-like. The transcript has 4 exons. Bases 324 to 866 code for a protein of 180 amino acids. NCBI's taxonomy places the organism in Eukaryota, Viridiplantae, Streptophyta, Magnoliopsida, Solanales, Convolvulaceae. The record is from RefSeq and is a predicted model, not a curated record. Gene Ontology annotation, cellular component: nucleus; cytoplasm. Gene Ontology annotation, molecular function: pyrophosphatase activity.
UCGCGUUUUUCUUUCUCUCUCUCUCUCCCUCUCUAUCUCUCUCUACCGCCCGCAUUGUCUCUCUCUCUCCUCACUCGCACCGUCUUUGGCUCUGGAAUAAGGUUGGCGAAAAGAUUCACGUCGCGAUGCGGAAGAGGUAGACGCCGAGGAUUUUGAUUCGGGUCGGAAGGGCCGGGGGUGGUUGGUUUCCCGAAAAACACAAUUCCCCAGACAUGAUUCUACUUCUUCGUUGCGGAUUCUGAUACGUACAUACAGACCCUCUUUUUUUUGGCGAAAAAGAUUGGUGCUUUUUUUUUCUUUUUUUUGCUUGCUUAACAGAAAGCAUGUCUGAAUUGGUGGCUCGGACCGGUCGGCAUCAGCAGCGCUAUGAAAAAGGUUUUCGUCUCAUCGCUGGGUGUAUCCCUUUUAGGCUUAGAAAUACAGAGGAAAAUGGUGGUGGCGUGUCUGAGGAAAUCAUUGAAGUGCUUAUGAUAAACUCAACUAGUGGGCCUGGUCUUCUUUUUCCUAAAGGUGGGUGGGAAAAUGAUGAAACAGUUGAGGAGGCAGCUAUGCGUGAAGCCAUUGAGGAGGCUGGAGUUCGUGGGGAUCUAUUGCAUUUCUUGGGAUUCUACCUAUUUAAAAGCAAAACGCUCCAGGAUGAUUUUAGUCCAGAAGGCUUGUGUAAAGCUUCCAUGUUUGCGUUGCUUGUAAAGGAAGAGCUGGAGUCUUGGCCAGAACAGAGCCUUCGGCAAAGAAGUUGGCUGACAAUUCCCCAAGCAAUUGAAUGUUGCCGGCAUCCAUGGAUGCGCGAAGCCAUUGAAGAAGGCUUUUUGAAGUGGCAUGGAAGUGGUAUGAUAAGAACAAUGAACACAAACGAUGAAGACUAGUUUUUCUCUUUGAUUAUUCCUCCCUGACCGAUUGAUCUGAGAAAAUUUUAGAUGUUUACUGGAAGGCACAAUUCUGAAGCUGUGAUACUGGGCGCUGUUCGUCUCGCCAUUUCUUUUAGAGGACUAGGGUGUGGAGAGAUAUGCUGCAAAUAGUUUCUGUUUCUUUUAGUUUGUGUUCAACCAGUUCUGAUUAUACUCAUUGAAUUGGUUACUUGCUUUGCUCAAAGGUAUAGCAAUGAAGAACUGGAAAUUGGAAAACACAAGAAAGUGAAGAAACAA